Molecule: messenger RNA, 3550 nt
Organism: Rhagoletis zephyria (snowberry fruit fly)
Lineage: Eukaryota; Metazoa; Arthropoda; Insecta; Diptera; Tephritidae
Gene: VGAT
Product: vesicular GABA transporter
Biological process (GO): amino acid transmembrane transport
Cellular component (GO): vacuolar membrane
Molecular function (GO): L-amino acid transmembrane transporter activity
Source: RefSeq, a predicted model, not a curated record
UCACAUUGAUUGCAGCAGAAUCACAAAUUUACACGUUGUCAACAGCAUCCACAUUAAAGUCAUCUCUACCGUAACUUGUCAGGAUCUACCAAAUACAUAAAAUUUUUGGCACAUGCGCAAAUUCAAAUUUUCAACUCGCACAAAAGAUAAAUCAUCAAUUCGGUUUAGACUCUACUACAGUUACUUAUCGUAAUAAGAUUUGUGUUAUAUAAAUUCGUAGUGAUUUUAUUUUAAUUUUAUUCAACAAAUAAGGCUGUCGUGUACAUUAACGAGACAGCAUUGCAAGUAAAUGUUAAUAAAUCUAUAUAAAAAUUGUGCCAUAAGAAAAUUACAAGCAAGCAACAUGCAUUAUAGUUCACAUUAGUUAUACUUAUGUAUGUCCAUAGUAUUGGAUAAAAAAGAAAUAUUCAUAGCUGCUUAUUUCAUGGAAUUCAUGUUUUACUUAAUUUUCCUUUUGUUUGUUUGUGCGAACAUGAAAUAAAGAACGUAUCCAUGCAUCCAGAUUCGAGAUGAACAUUGAAGUGGUUUAUAUAAAUUUAUUGGUAUCCUGGAAUCACUACCUCCACUCUAUAUGUGGGAAUAGUCACGUCGGGUCAUCUUUAUGAAUAACUUUCAGUACAGAGAAAAAACCAAAGAAAAUUUGCAGUGCUUUCUGCCAGACACACAAAAUCGAUAAGCUCAACCACAUCAAUUCACGCAGUGUAAUUGUAUUUUGACAUUUUCACCACCGCCACCGCCACCACCAUCUUCACCAUCAGCAGCGACUGUCGUAAUCACCCUCAAAAGACUAAUUCGCCAAUAUAUUGCUUUCGUCACAAUGUCAUUCAUUAAUAAAUUGAAAUCAACUCCAUUGCCGCCAAUUAAAAAUAUCAUAAAUGUUGCCGUGCAAACAGCUCGUCAGCACAUACCAGAGAAGAAGGACUACGAACAGCCCGGCAGCAAUACAACAGGAACAGCAGCACAGCAUCCACAAGGAAUGUUCAAUGCAGGGGCUGGCGAGGCUCAAUACCAAGCACAAAUUGCUGAAAAACCAACCGAACUGAACCCGUUUCGCAAUCCAAAUGGAUGGACGGAUACAGACACAGGCGAAUACAAGAAUGAGGAAUAUCAGAACACUUCCUUUAUUGCAAAUGAAUACGAUGGAAGAUAUCAGCAAACAGAUGGAUUUAGACAAGGAAGCGUUGCGUCUGAGGGUAGCUCAUUCGUGUGUGAAGGCGAAGGAGGCGGUGGUACAAACAUCGACGAAUAUCAGGCUGCAUGGAAUGUUACUAAUGCCAUUCAAGGAAUGUUCAUCGUAUCAUUGCCGUUCGCAGUGCUGCACGGAGGUUAUUGGGCCAUCAUAGCAAUGAUUGGCAUAGCUUAUAUCUGCUGUUACACGGGAAAAGUUCUGGUGCAGUGUUUAUACGAACCCGACCCAAAUACUGGUCAAAUGAUUCGAGUGCGCGACAGCUACGUUGCAAUCGCAAAGGUCUGUUUUGGCCCAAAACUGGGGGCUCGUGCUGUUAGCAUUGCGCAACUGAUUGAGCUGCUAAUGACUUGCAUUCUUUAUGUAGUUGUGUGUGGUGAUCUAUUAGCGGGCACUUAUCCUCAGGGCUCAUUUGAUUCCAGAUCUUGGAUGAUGUUUGUAGGUAUAUUUUUGUUGCCAAUGGGUUUUUUGAAAUCACUUAAAAUGGUAUCCACACUUUCAUUCUGGUGUACCAUGUCCCACAUUGUUAUCAAUGCCAUUAUUCUCGGUUAUUGCAUAUUAGAGAUUGGAGAAUGGGGUUGGUCCAAAGUACGAUGGAGCAUUGAUAUGGAGAACUUCCCCAUUUCGUUGGGUGUCAUUGUCUUUUCAUAUACUUCGCAAAUAUUUUUACCCUCCCUUGAGGGCAGUAUGGUCGAUCGUUCCAAAUUCAACUGGAUGUUAGAUUGGUCGCAUAUAGCAGCAGCGAUUUUCAAAGCCGGCUUUGGAUACAUCUGCUUUCUAACUUUCCAAGAUGACACACAACAAGUCAUCACAAACAAUCUGCACUCACAAGGUUUCAAGGGUUUAGUAAAUUUUUUUUUAGUAAUAAAAGCAAUACUCAGUUAUCCAUUGCCAUAUUAUGCUGCAUGCGAACUACUGGAACGAAACUUUUUUCGAGGGCCGCCUAAAACGAAAUUUCCCACAAUAUGGAAUUUGGACGGGGAAUUAAAAGUCUGGGGACUAGGAUUUCGGGUAGGUGUAAUAGUUUCCACGAUUAUGAUGGCCUGUUUCAUUCCACAUUUUUCAAUUCUUAUGGGAUUUAUUGGUAGUUUUACGGGCACCAUGUUGAGCUUCAUUUGGCCAUGUUAUUUCCAUUUAAAAAUCAAGGGUCAUCUACUAGAUCAAAAGGAGGUUGCAAAAGACUACCUCAUUAUCAGUCUCGGAGUCUUGUUCGGCGUUAUAGGCAUAUACGACUCAGGAAAUGCAUUAAUUAAUGCUUUUGAACUCGGGCUACCAUUUUAAAAUGGGAAUGGUAAAGCGCAAAUUAUCUCGAAAUUACGUGAAUCGAAAGUGACACACUUUAAGUUAAUCACAUGUAAAAGUUUCAAUAGACAGUUGGUAUAUUAUUACGGAGAAUUGAUUGAUUCAUACAAAUGUAUUUGUGACGUUUUUGUUGCAGGAUAUACGUAUGUAGUAAUUUAGAUGCUUAAUUUGUUCAUACAAUUUUUUUUAUCUUUAGAGUAAGAUAGCUAUAGCCAUUUAACAAUUAGUCAAAAUGGCAAAAUUUAAAAUAAGAAACGAUGUCUUCCAAAUGAUAUGUGUAGAAUUAUAAAACAGAUGUUCUAUACAAAUUGUAACGUGAAAAAUGUCUUCCAAAACGAUCUUAGUAUAAAAAUAUAUACAAUAAUAUUUGAUUAAGAAUAGUACAUACAAAUGCAUCUCCUACAUGUGUUUGUGCUUAGUUUAAGAAUAAUGUUGAAACAUGUCUUCCAAGAUACUUACAUAUAUCAUAUACUUACUAUUAUAGAUAGAUACUUAUAUACAUGUACAUGUAUUGUAUUAUAUGGAUAUUUUUUUUUUUAUUGUUCAAAUACAUUAGAAUAUAUAACCUUGAUUACGUUGUUUUUAUCGAACAAAUUUGUAUUCUUCUCAUAAUCGUGUGUAAUGUGUAAUAAGAUAUUCCCAUCAAAAUAUGUAGAAGAAAAACGGAACUUUCAAACAAAUCGAAAGCCUUCAAACAAAAGCAACCCUUAAACAAUUCGUACCAACAGAUGCAAGCUAUUUUUUAAACCAUAGUAUAUAUUCAAAUACAAUUAGACGCCAAAUUCGAAAGGAAAUGUUUUAACAAGUCAAUGAUGGCUCCUUUUACAACGAAAGAAGUCAAAAGGCGCCAUUUGUUAAAGUGGGAACAGAAUUCCAGAGGGUUUUUGAAAAUUUAUCGUACAACCUUACAUUAAUAGCCGACGUUGUGGCAGCAAAUUUCGUAGCCCUUUUGCUUCAAUGUGGAGGUUGAAACUCCUGAAAUUGUAUACAGGUGCUGUACUUUCUACUGGAACUGGAAACACAUAUAAAAAUAAUACAAUAUAUUCGUCGGUAAUGGUGACA